Messenger RNA from Paramuricea clavata, 2046 nucleotides. NCBI's taxonomy places the organism in Eukaryota, Metazoa, Cnidaria, Anthozoa, Malacalcyonacea, Plexauridae. The record is from the annotation of a GenBank genome assembly.
AUGGCUACCCUACUUGACUACUUUAAGAAAAUUCCGUCGAAAAAACCGACCAAAUCGUCUCCAGUCGCGGCUGAUACAGCAGAGGGAGUUAAAAGCACUUCUCCUCAAGAGAAAGCAAAGGUUUUAGCGCUAAAUUCAGAGAAGGAGAAUAAAAAAUUAAGCGCCAAAGUCGACAAGAAUUCGCACGUGCCAAAUGGUGGCUUAGCUCGCAAAGGGUUGGACAGCGACUCUCCCAAGCAAGAUUUAAAUCGUAAACGAGACAUUUCAGAUGAGGAUAGUGAUGAUGACGCUGUCACAGGAAGAAAAGUUAGUAUAUUUGAUAUAAGGAAGUUUAUUUAUGUACAUUAAUAUGUUUAAAUACGGUUUAAUUGAAUGUCAAUUAUUAAACAAUGGGGGGGGGGAGGGGCAGGAAUUAUGUUAAACUGGUGCUUUAUCUAAACCCCCUAGUGUGACCAACCUAUCCACUGAAAACAUCAAAGUAUAGCCAAGCUGUUUCACAUGUUAACAUGCACUGUGCCUCUUUCAGUUCAACAGUAAAAGACCAAAGCGUAAAGCAACUUCUUCGUCAAUUAAGCCGGUGCGUAAGAAGCAGAAAUCUGUGUUAGAGUCAGAUGACGAUGAUCAAGAUAUGGAGUCUGGUAAGUUGAAGGGACAAAUUGCGGGGGGGGGGGGAUGUGUCCCCCACAGGUUCCUACGCUCCUGCACUAAUUACUGUGCCACCCUCCCUGGGUUAGACUGUACAUUACAAUGACUGUAUUGCAACUGUGUUUCAGGAGAUGAAUAUAAACCUCCAGGAGAUGCAAGCUCUGAAGAAUUGUGUAGCAGUGGUGUGGAGGAGAUCGAGAGUGAAGGGGAAGCAAGUGAGGAGGAAAGUCCAACGGUACUACACGUUUCUUGCAUGUGCGACUUGAAACUAAAGCCCGGAUGAAACGAGGGCAGUCACAUGAUCUUGAUUAGCUGUUUUCCCAACACUAUAAUGUAUUCUAUUUAACCCUUUAAGUGGCAAUGUGCCUUACUUGACUAGUUUACUCUGUCUAACACCAGACAAGUUUACUUGUCAGGGGGAGAGUGCUGCCACUCAAUGGGUUCAAUUAAAACACAGUUGAAACAGCAAAUUUUGAUUUUGUUAAUCUUGAGCUUGAAAUGUCCAGGCUAUAACAAUGUGUGACUGCCGAAUCUCAUCAACUGUUGUCCUCAUAUUUUGACCGGGGCUUAAACGUGUAUGCACAAAUAAAUAAUGAUAAUAAAGUCAGGAUACUACUUGUACAACCAAGUCUGUGAAUAUUCUCUGUGGGAGGAAAUAUCAGGAGAAAGUGCACACUCGGGCUGUCCAAAAGUUUGCGGUAACCAAACCUGGGUUACAGCAAACUUUGUGUAGAGGUAGCCUAAUUUGGUUUCCCUAAAGUAAUGUAAGUCUGUAAGUUCUUAAUUCUAUAAUUAAUAACCAUGUUAACAGUUGAUAUUUAAAUUUUCUUUGUGUGUUCUGUAAUUUAAUUGGGUUGCUUUACAAUUCAUUUGGACAUAUAAAAUAAUAAAUUCUAAGUUCUUCUGACAAGUUUUUGUUUGGUAAACCCAGGUUACUGCAAAGCUGAUUUUGCAGUAACCCAAUUUGGUUUCUGAUGCUAGUAAUUUUGGACAGCCUGACACUUGCAAAACAUUGACUCACAGUGGAUGGUUUUCAUCUGAAGAAGCCUAACCAAUAAUCAUGCCUCAAAUCUCUUGAAUGAAAGUUGAAUUUCCAACCAAUUUCUCCUCUCUUUCAAAGAUUGCAAAGAAGAGGAAACGAGGAAAGAGCACAACAGCAAAUAAAACAAGCAAACCUCCCACAACUCCUUCACAUAAUUCAUCCCUUUCAUCACCAAGGACACCCAGCAGCGUACUCUCACCAUCCUUGACAAACAAACUUGCGAACAGUGUUGGGAAGGCAGCAUCCAUGUUGUCAAGAUUCCAGGCUGCCUCGUCACCUGCGACAGAAAAAUGUAACAUGGACGAUGUCAUUGUUUACACACACGAGAAAUUGGAGUGGUUAACAGAGCAAAAAAUAAG